Molecule: messenger RNA, 2027 nt
Organism: Lindgomyces ingoldianus
Lineage: Eukaryota; Fungi; Ascomycota; Dothideomycetes; Pleosporales; Lindgomycetaceae
Exons: 2
Coding region: 103-1701 (532 amino acids)
Cellular component (GO): SAS acetyltransferase complex
Molecular function (GO): histone acetyltransferase activity
Source: RefSeq, a predicted model, not a curated record
CUUCAGUUCAUGCCGCAACCACGGAAUCACGACCUCUCAAUGGCCGAUUCCCUGCGCUAAUUGUGAGGAAAUGAUGAGCCCGCGAGGACAGCGAAUAUAGCGAUGCUCACCAUGGCCAAUCUGUCACGGCCUCCUCUGCGCUCUUCUACUGAGCGGCGCGGGAGGCAAGGCAAGUCGCCUGCCACGACCGACGAGAACAGCACCCACACGCAGCACAACAAUACGGCCGUCUCGACGCGCCGGUCGUCGAGAGGCGCGCCGCUGGUCGCCCUUAAUGACGAGCCUGCACCCGCAGCAAUUGUCACGCCGGCUGCGACAUUGGGCAAGGCUGUACCGGCGCCGCUCGCGAGGGCGAACUCGAGGAAGAGGCCAACAGCGGCCUUGAGUGCUGACGCGACAACCACGAUAGCCGACACGAGACCCCCGACCAAAGUCACAGUGACACAACCACAUGGCAAGCUGCUGCAAGUCACCAACGGAGUCCCGACUAAGCUGGGCAUCGGUGAGGAUGAGCAUCCUUCUGGUGUAUCGACCCCCAAGGCGGCAAACGGGAUUGGGGCCGCAGUAGUAGUAGCAGGUCUCACCGUCCCAGUGCAGUCAGCGGCUACACAGACGACGCAGACACAGGACAAGAGGAGCCUACGCAGUCAGGACGGCGGGUCGCGGCUAAAGAGCGACCUAUCCAUCUACUUUUCGAACUAUGACGAUAUCAUUGCGGAUGUGCCUCAGCCCCCAGAGUUCCUCGAUCUCGAAACACCAAUCUACGUUGUCGAUGAGCCUCUCAAGACCACCAAACCCUCUGAGCUAGCCACAUCCACGCCAUCACGCCCUUCUGCCAGUCCCAACCGGUCUCGGAAGUCUCGAGCCCGCACUCCCCAAAAUGUCGUCUAUCCGGCCCCUCUGCAUUCCUCGCAGGCCUCAACCACCUUCCAAGUCCUCGACUACUCCACCAUAGCCCGCCACCUCCGCAGCGAUAAUGAAGAAGACCCUCUCGCUGACCCGGUCUACCUCAUCCAACACCGCCGGGCCGAACGCAAAGAGAAACAGCUUCGCAAUAUUGAAAAAGAGCGUGCCAUGCAUGAAAAAGUGCAGCUCGAGCGGCUACUCGACGGGCUGCAGGGGCCAGACUGGCUCAAAGUAAUGGGCAUAACCGGCGUCACGGACGGUGAGCGGAAAGACUGGGAGCCGAAGCGGGACUACUUCGUCAAAGAAGUCGAGGCAUUGGUGGACAAAUUCCGGAUAUGGAAGGAAGAGGAGAAGCGUCUGCGGGCUGAGAAGGAAGCCGCCCUUGCUGCUCGUGAGGAGGGUGAGGACGACGACGACGAAGACGAAGAUGAAGAUUCUGACGUCGUUAGCCCUAAUGGUGUAGACUCUACUAGGAUUUCAGAGCAGCACCAGCGUGAGAAAGAAGCCCCCCCUCCUAAACCGCGGCGACCUCCCAGACCACAAGGAUUUUUGCUUCUUCUGCCGCCGGAGCCUACGACACCUUUUACAUCCUUCUACGCUAAACCUCACCUGCGGGCAACUGCGCUUGGCAAACAUCGCCAUGGCAGAAAUGCAAGUGCAUUUGGACAGCCGAUACCAGAAUUCGAAGAACAUGAGUUUGAACCCCCAGAAGAGUAUCUUACGCCUGAGGCACUGAGGGAUCAUGCGCGGAAACGGAGACGGCAGAAGAGGGAGAGUGGGGUGCAGAAAACGUAAAGAUGCGUACAACACAACAGAAACGUGAGUUUUGAGGAUUCUACUCUACAUAUCAAGUAUACCCUUUUCUAUACUUUUAGACCUGAGCGUCCAUUCUGGAUGAUCAGCCGGGGUUUGUUGGCUCGGGGCGUUUAUUCGGGUGUUGAUGGUGUUCGUAACGUGCAUUAAGUUCAGGCCCGUCCUCUCUUGAGAUGUGUGCCUGUUGUGGAUUUCAGUCAUGAUGAUAGCGACUGUGGAAGCCCUGUAUAUUAUUUGGUGUUGAAGCAAAAGUGAGGGGACUUCAAGGUUGUAUUAACGCACGUAAUUGGAACGCCAAUGCAUGCCAG